GAGGAGCGGGCGGCCGGGCGCGGCCAGUUCGGGGGGGCUCGUCCGUGUUUCGGCGUGAGUCAGGCACGUCGGUGGGGUGAUGCUGCGGCGCGGCCCAGGGGCCGGCGGAGCGGCGGGAGGCGGCGCGACGCCGCCCGCCCGCGGGGGCUGGUGCUCGCAGCCUCGGCCGCGCCGCCGCUGAGCGCAGCGCUGCUUCCUCCUUCCCUGCGCGGCCGAGGCCGGCGCCAUGGCUGGGGGCGCCGGGCCUGCCUCCGCCCCGCCGCGCCGCGCUCCCUGACGGACGGCGCGGAGCCCGCCCCCGCCGGCCGAGCUGCCCGGGGGUCUCGGCCCGGCCUCGGAAGGAAGCGCGGGCCCGGCCGCGCCCCGUGCUGAGGUGCCGCUUCGCCGGGGAGGAAGGGGCGCGCAGGGGCCGGCCUUGCGUUUCAUGUUUCCUCAGCCCGACGGCAUUUUGGCGUUGAUUCCGUCUUGCUCCAACCUGUUCCUGGACGGCGGCGGGGAGGAGGGGAGGCAGCGUCCCACCAUGUCUCGCUACAGCCUCCAUAACCUCCUGGACUGGAUGUACGGGGGGGUGGACCCCAGUUUUGCUGGCAACGGGGGGCCGGAGUGCGCGGCCUUCCUCUCCGGGCAGCAGCGCUUUGUGGAGAGUUUGGUCUUCCUCAGCCUGGGCGUCGCGGAGAUCCUGCUGUCCCUGUGGAAGCUGCGGCAGCUGCAUUCCAGGGAGCUGGAGGGCCACCUGCUGCAGCAGUGCCAGGCCAAGGAGGAGAGCUGGGGCAAGAACGUGCUGCUGGUAGUGCUCUGCCUCAUCUUUGGGCUGGAGGUGGGCUUCAAGUUCGCCACCAGGACGGUCAUUUACCUCCUGAAUCCUUGCCACGUGGUCACCAUGAUGCAGAUUUUUCUUCUCGCUUGUCCUCCAUGUCGGAUUGCAAUGAUUCUCUUCAGGUUGCAGAUGCAUAUGCUGAAUGGGGCCCUCUUGGCAUUGCUAUUUCCUGUUGUUAACACACGCCUGCUUCCAUUUGAAAUGGAAAUUUAUUACAUCCAGCAUGUGAUGCUUUACGUUGUGCCCAUCUAUCUGCUGCGGAAAGGAGGUAUCUACACCCCAGAACCACUCUGCAAUUUCUGGUGGGCUCUUUUAUCCACAGGGUUUAUGUUUGUGUAUCAUUUUAGCAUCUUGCAGAUUCUCGGAUUGGUUACAGAAGUGAAUUUGAACAACAUGUUGUGCCCAGCCGUCUCAGAUCCUUUUUAUGGGCCCUGGUAUCGAAUCUGGGCAUCUGGACAUCAGACUGUCAUGACCAUGACUCACGGGAAGCUUGUAAUCCUGCUGUUUUACAGUGCUGUCCCCAUCUUUAAAUGUAGCGUGGACUUCCUUAGGCUCCCAACUAAGAAAAUAGACUGAAAUCUCUCCCCAUGGAGCAGUGCAUACAGGGGGCAGAUACUUAUACUGGAAAACAAAGAGGAGGGAUGAGAGGACAGUUGUGUUUAUACUUCUCCCCAUGGUUUAUUGCCUCAAAAACACCUCUGUAAUGAAGUGAGCGUUUUUUAACUGCUGUUUCUCACUGCCUAUUGCCAAUGGCAAAAUUAGUGGCCUUAUUCUGGAAAAGGUUCGUGUUUUAUACAUUUUGUGUAGAUUACAGUAGAAUCUUGCUAAGCCACCAUUUAAAAUUAGGCCAGGAUCUGUCCACAUUCCAGCAAAGAGAGUGGCAGUGCUACCUCGUUUUGACUGAUUUUUCAUUAGAUACAAGGACACUUACAUCAUAGGACAGGAAAUAAAGCUGCAUUACAACUCUCCAUUGAUGUGAGCGGAACACGUGUUGAAGUGCAUCAUCCUGGCUUAACUCUUAGCACUGGAAUGUUGCAAAAUGGUCACAGUGAAACGAUGUACACUUCAUCUCCCAGUUCUAAGUGCAAAACAGUGAGGUUCUACUGUAUUUUCUUUAAGCUGGUUGAAAAUGUUGGGGAACAAUCUCUCAUUCAAAAAAAAAUUUUGUUUGUUUUUUCUUCCAUCGACUACUUAAUUUCUAAGCUGCUGUGGAUGAAUUAUCUAUCUGGCUAAGUCUCAUCAGAUCUUGAUGCUUUGGAGAUGCUUUUAUUUGAGUGAGUGGAAAAACACCAUGUUGAAAUAAUUUCAAAAAACCAUAUUAUGUGUAAGCUAUAUUUCAUCCGCUGUUCUGACCAGACUGAACAAAACUUUUUUUCCUUUAGCUUAGGUUGGAGAGGGAGUGGAGAUACAAAGUCCAAUGUAAACAUGAGUUUUCUUAUUUUGACUUCCUAGCUUUUGAAACAUUCCUUCUCUGUGUUCUACACUGAUCCUCACUCACUAGAGUGGUUAGUGAAGAAAACCACCAUGAAACUAUGUUCUCUCGCUGCAGCUGGAAUACAUUCUGGAUACUGAUUUUAAAAUACAGAUAUAAAAAGGAACAUGAAAUCAGUGCAGGCCUCUACUGAAAAGCAAGUGUUCCAGUUUACUAGUAUGACUAAAUCUUCCUGUCAACAUAUCUUUUGGAAAACAGGAUGUAGGUAGGCAGAAUGAUAAAGAGUAAACUGUGUGUACCUGUUCAAAUUUUCCAAGGCUAGAGGAGCAGCUGUUGGACAGAAAGAUGGGAAACCUUGAGUAUGUUGCUCCAGAUAGUUAAUUGUGAAUCUGUUACGCAGACUGUUGUGUUUCAGGGCUGCAGGAAUUUUGUUGUACAGAAGUUUGUUGCAAUUUAUAGAUUCAUUGUGUUGUCAAAGCUGUGACUUGUAAGAUAAACCAAAAACGAUCAUACCUCCUCCAGCUGGAUCACCUGAAGAUACAAUCACCUGAAGUUAAGGUACAGUCAUUUAUACCUCAAGAAGGAAAAGUAAGAGUGAGAAGUGGUUGAUUUUCUCCUUAAAAAAGAAAAAUUUUCAUUCGAGAGGGAAUAAAUGGCUACUUCAAAUACUUUUACUCUGUAAGUUUAAAAAAAAAAAAAAAGUACAACUCAGUAGGAAAUAUCUUGUCCCAAUCUUUAAUUUACAAACUGGUUUCUGGCUUUCUACCAUUCCUUGCUGUGUAUAUAUAUACAUAAUAAAUACACUGUACUCUUGCGACUCGUUAACAUGCAACAUAUACCUAAACUAUCCAUCAAAUGCAUAUAGCUAGUCUUAGUUAGACAGACUAGAUGUCUCCAUUUGUUUUUUAAUCAAGUUCAACUUGAGGAAGCUAAGCACCUGAUAAUAAGUACUACCAGCAUACAGAGUUAAUUGUCAAUUGUUGAUCCUGCAAAUGUCUAAGUAUAUAAUGAAUUUUAUGGAGUAGUUUCACUGCUGCCUCAGUAAAGCCAGGCAUAUGUUACUUCAGUAUUUAUGGAGUGGGGCCUAAAGAAAGAGUGUUUGGUAUUGAAGGCCUGAAUCAGUCUGUGAAAUAUCACUUAAUUAGCUGCUGAAGUGAUCAAAGUUCUUGCGAUUCAUUUCAGCAGAUUCAGUAUUUCAUGAUGAAAGGGAGGAUGUUGCUGGGAGAUGCUAAGAUGCAUGGUGCUGGAUGGUAAAGCGUGCCCCCUGUUAAUAGAUUUCACCUCCUAUAAAUAGCUGAAUCAAAUAUACAGUGAUUCUUCCUUCCCCAUAGUUACUGUCAAGUGUAUCAUGGUUUGUUUAUUUACUUGAGAAUUUGGCAAAAUGCCUUAUGGUGGAUUCAGUCCUGUUCAGGUGGAAUGUUUGCUAUUGCAAUAGAAUGACUUUAGCCAAAUUUGGCAAGUGUUAUUUAGCAUUGUUAUGUGCUUAACUUUACUUAUGGGGGUUUUGGUUGUGGGUUUUUUUAUGUUUUUAAGAAUCUUUCCUGUUUAUUUUUCCUUCAGAAUACCGUAGCUACUGGAAGAAUUUCCGUGUUAGAUGAAAGUAGCAGUUUUUUGGGUUUUUUUUUGUUUAACUACAGCAUUUCCUAUCUAUAGUCACCUGCUUUGGGGCAUUCUAAAUGAGUAUAAAACAGCUGCUAUCUACCACCAUUGACUGUCUCUGGUCAAUUAAGACUGCAGAAGCAUUUAAAUAAGCCCAGGUGUCUCACUCAGUGCAGGCUUUUUGCUUGGAAUGCAAAAUUUGUGAGCUCUUCUGACCUGACUUCAAACUCAGUAGCAGGAAUGGUGAUGUUAAAUACAGCUAACAGGAGGGAAAUCCCGGGGGCAGUUUGGAUGAAAGGAUUCUUGGUGGAGCUGCACCACUUGUACCAUUGACUUUGGUAGCAGAGCCACUGUAAGUGAUUGCUCUUGCCUCCCCUCCCACCCUGAAUCAUAGAUGUCUGUUUCUGUCAUGGUGCUGUGACUCGUGCUUUUCUCUGUUAUGCUGGUCCAGUUGUUUUAAGUCAUGCUAUGAAUUCAGGCAUAAUUUCCCAAUGUGGAAUAUGCUGACAGAACUGCUCACAAAAGCCAACAGGACACCCACGGUUCCCUUCCAAACCUCACCUGGGCGGGUUCUGGAGGUUGUUGAACUCCUCUGUACCAAUUUAAGUCACUAAAAUGGCUAACUGAACAAGGUAAUUCAGCAAAGCAGGAGAGAGGUAAACCAACUACCACACUCAAUAAGGAUUUUGGAAGUAUUGGAGCUGCUGUAAAGAGUCGACUGGUACAACUGGGGUCAGGUGGGAGGGAAGGCAGUAGGACCUUCACCUCUUUUUUUGACAGUAAGCUGUUGCUUCUUUGCUUGUUGUACAGUAUCAAUGAAGCUGGCUGAAUUAGAACAGAAUCAUUUAGGUUGGAAAAGACCCUUAAGAUCAAGUCCAACCAUUAACCCAGCACUGCCAAGGCCACCACUAAACCCUGUCACUAAGUGCCACAUCUACAUGGCUUUUAAACACCUCCAGGGAACGUGACUCCACCACUUCCCUAGGUAUUCUGUUCCAGUCCUGGACAACCCUUUUGGUGAAGAAUUUUUUCCUAAUACCCAACCUAAACCUCCCCUGGUGCAACUUGAAGUUGUUUCUUCUUGUCCUGUUGGUUGUUCCUUGGGAGAAGAGACCACCCCCCACCCUACACCCCACCCCCCUUUCAGGUAGUUGUAGAGAACAAAAGGGUCUCCCCUGAGCAUCCUUUUCUCCAGGCUGAACACCCCCAAUUCGCUCAGUCACUCCUCAUAAGCCUUGGGCUCCAGCCCCUGCCCCAGCUCCGCUGCUGUUCUCUGGAUGCACUCUGGCCACCUCGGUGUCUUUCUUGUAGUGAGGGGCCCAAAAGUUAAAUUAUUCCCUCUCCCCUUGCCUGUUUGUGAAGACUCUUUAAACUUAGUAUUUCAUUUUGGUUUAUGGUGUGGUGCCACAAGAAACUAACAGCGUAGCUGAGAGACAGGCUUCACAGGAGGUGAAGGUCAGGGUGGGAGCAGAAAGGGAACGAACUUGUGAAGGUGGUGUCGUGGAUCUUUGCAUCUUUUAUUCCUCAGCUGUCUCUGGUAUCUGUUCGGAACGUGCAUCAGAUACACCGACUUUGUUCAGCAUGCAGGAUAUUGGUUUGAAUGGGAAAGCAGAAUACUUAAUCUCCAUUGGGGUUAUUUAUUCUCUUCCCUGGCAGAGGCUGAUUUUCUUUUCCCUGAAUGGUUUAUUUUAUAGGCAGUUAUGCUAUCGAGAUGACUUCUUUGGUUGCUUUUAUGCUUAUUUAUGCUGGAAAUUAAAGAGCAAAACUAUACUGCUAUUCUUGAAUCCUAACAGGCAUUCUCCCCUGUGGUAUUAUGCACACAAUCUAGGUCAAGAGAGCUUGAAGCUGUUGCCCAGCACCUGGUGAUGAGAUUUGACAUUGCAGCAGUGCAGCGCACCAUUGAAAGGGUAGUCCUGGCCUCCCCUGGGCAAAUGGUCCUACAUCUUUUGUCACAGUACUAACAGUAAUGGGAGCAGCAGCAGCAGCUACGGGGCAGAGCAGGGGGUGGGCCAGAGAGCGGACAGGCUGUUCCUUUCAGCAGUAGCUUAAGCUGACUGUAAACUCUCGCCCUGAUGGGGAGUGAUGUGCUGCCCACCAGCGAGUCAGGCACAAUACCAAAAAAAAAUUCUUGUGCAGCGCCAAUGCCCAGACUUCACAGACACUGGUAUGUAGUAAGGGGUCUGAGCAGAGCACUCUGCUCUCCUAAUUUUUAAUAUUGUAGGUGCUUCAAACAAAAGAACCAAGGAGAAUGACAUUGAUUACUCUUUCUGCCAGUGAAUGACUGUCUAAAUUUGCCUGCAAAUGUACGCAUAAAUGAAGCAUUAGUAACCACAAUAAACUUGUUUCCUCAUCAGUUUGUUUAUGCAGCUUUAGAGUAAGUAGCCCUCCAAAGCAGAAAAGUGAGCUAGUAAAAUUCCUGCACCCACCGUAACAUCUGGCAACACAGCCUGUGCGUAUUGAGAAUAUUGUGCCAAGGAUUUAGCUGUCCAGGAUACAUGCAGUGCUAUUUUUCAAGGAUGCGGUGUUUGAGCUGUAUCUAUGUGUUCUAACUUCCUUCUAUUUAAGCACCAAAGAAGAAUUUGCAUCUUGUUUCUUUGGAAGGAUGAAACCUGACAGCUCUUGUACUUGGUUUCGGUUCAGCUUGUUGGGGAUCGACAAAUGCUGCUUAUAAGCAACGCCUACUUGUGCUUAAUCAGGUGCUGAAGUUGGGAGCCAUGGGAAGUCACCCCAUUUGCAUACCUUAAGAUUAUAGAGUACCUCAGUGUAGUUUUAUCCAUCUGUUUCUGGCCACAAUCAGGGUUUUGAUAUUUCUGUAUAUUUGAUAUCAUUUUGUAAAGCCCAACUGUAUUUUUCUUUCAGAAAUGGCUAUUUGCAACUGUUAAAUUACUGUACUUUGAUGUCCUAAGUCUUGCAUCUAAACCAGAGACAUUAAUUUUCUAAGUAGCUAUAGCUAAUGGAAAUACAGACGUGCUGUUUUUUCUCAGUGUUGCAGUUGUUUCACUACAGGCAGAUUCUUAGGAAUUAAAUUAGUCCUAAUAGUUAACAAAGCUCUGAAAAGGCCAAAAACCAGGAAGAGGGCAUAUGCCAGCCCUGUUAGGAAGCUUGAGGUUUCUACAGGCAGACAGGUCAACUUUGAUGUUUUCAUUUUUACAGUGACAAGACUCAUCUUUUGUGAUCUCGUACUCAAAGUGAUAUUGCUGUAAAUCUGUCUUGCAGCUUUUAGUAUAACUUGGUUAAAGCCAGGCUGUUUUUUAAAUGAUUUUAUUUUUCUUCAGGGUCAAUUUUGUACUUUUUUUAAAUUAUUUCUGCAUUUACUGAGUCAUUAUCUCAAUGCUGCAGAGGACACAGCAGGCAGAACAGUGAGCGCACCCGCACGCCUCCUGCUAACCCAACAGGGGUAGGGAGCUGGAGUUGCUCGGGCACUGGUCAGAAGCACCAAAGUGUCUUUGGAAACCUGCAGUUCCAGUGACCCAACCUGCCAGUUCAAGCGUGGCAUUAUCCAGGCACAGAAUGGUAUGGGCAAGGAUGGAGUGGAGAGGCUCAACUGCCACAUAUGCUGUCAGUUCUGAAUAAUUUUUAAGAGUGUUACAAACUUUGUAAACUUUUUAAUGUGCUAAAACUUGGUUAUGAGGUUACAUUUACAAAUAAGGGGUAAUUUGUGUACUUGUUUUUUGUAUUUUGGUCUGAUGUUUCUUCUUUGUGGUUGUGCCCUGAGUCCAGACCACUGGGCUAAUAGUUGUUAAACCUUUGAAUUAAAACAAAUAAAUUCAUUUUAAUGGCUACUGUA
This is a messenger RNA of Falco peregrinus (peregrine falcon), 7635 nucleotides long. RefSeq names its product transmembrane protein 164 (gene TMEM164). Lineage: Eukaryota; Metazoa; Chordata; Aves; Falconiformes; Falconidae. The record is from RefSeq and is a predicted model, not a curated record. The transcript has 7 exons. Bases 425 to 1393 code for a protein of 322 amino acids.